AUGUCGUCCUCGUCUACAACUGAACCAAAACUAGCAUUUACAUCUUUAUGUAUUUGGCCAGCUUAUGGUGCAUUACCUUCUUUUGAUCCUGAAUGUCUUAGUGUUCUUGCACAUUUCGCUUUCUCCCGAUUGAAUGUUCCUAUUAAAACAAAUCUUGGUCGAUUAAUGUUUUAUAAAGAACGUUUACCUCUUCUACUUAGUGAUAAUGAUAAUAUACAUCUAGCAGCAGGUUAUGAAGCUAUUGUUGAGCUUUGUAAAAGAUCGCAUAUCGAUAUUGAUGAACAAUUUCAUGCUAAUAUUGCUGAUUUACUUGCAUUAAAUGCGCUUGUAAAAUCAGCAUUUGUACCAGCUGUCCUUGAUACAUUUUGGCUUGAUGAUACAUAUCGAAGUUCGAUUAUAAAUAUUUAUGCUCGAUCACUUGGUGGGUUUCCACUUGCUUUCUUUUAUGGUAAACAAAAAACAGAAAAAAUUAAAAAACAAUUUAAUAUUAUUUAUGGUGAUAAUAAUUUUGAUCAAACUCGAAAAUCGAUAUUUGAAAAAGGCAAAAAAGUUUUAGAUCAUUUAACUGUUGUACUCGGAACUAAACCAUUUCUAUUUGGUGCUAGUCCAACAAGUGUUGAUGCGUUUGUUUUCGGUUAUUUGGCUCCAUUAAUUCAUGGUCCUGCCUCGAAUAGUGCACUUGCACGUUAUGCUUCAAGUAGAAAAAAUCUACGUGAUUUUGUUGAUCGAAUAUUAACAGUAUAUCUUGGUGAUCUAGCAAAAGAAAGUGCUACAGCUGAUUCUGUAUCAACUACAAUACCGACAAGACCAAAUGAAGAUCGUCUUCGAGAUAAAGUAGCAGUAAUUGCUGUUGGUAUAUUAACCAUGUGUGCCUAUGCAUAUCUAUCCGGACUUGUUCGUAUUGAAAUUAAUCAAACAGUUUUUGAUGUGGAUAAUUUAAUUGAAAAUAUCGCUUAUAAAUCAACUGAUGGAAAUGUUGUUAAUGAAAAUUUUGAUCCUAAUUUAUUAGAAAGUAAAUUUCGUCAAGCUAUGUCAAUUUUACAAGACUAUCAAGUUCAAACUGAACAAAAUAUAAAACAUCUUGAAGAAGCAUGUGAAAAAGAACGAAAUACGUGGGCAAAUAGUGUUGCACAACUCGAAGAGUUAUAUCAAUCGACAUAUACUGGUCAACAAGAACUUGAAAUGCGUAUAAGUGUUAUAUCAACAAAAGUUAUUCAAAUAGGUCAUCAACUUGAAAGUAAAAGUAAUCCACGUCAACAAUUAAUUGAUGCAAGAACAACAGCAAAAUAUCUUGAACGUUUUCUCGAUGCAAAUGAUGAUGUUAGUUUAAUGUUUCAAGAUGCAUCAAAACUUGAACAAGCAGCACAUAUUAUUCAUCAAUUAUACAAUGUUUUACAAGAAUUACCUGAUGAACCGAAAUUUAUUGAGGCAAAAACAAAAGUUAAAGAACGUUAUUUAGCUAUUGAAGACGAAUUAUUAUUAGAAUUUUCUCGUGCACAAGUUCGAAAUGAUAAAAAAGCUAUGAAAAAAUAUAUUAAAUUAUUAUCAAAAUUUAAAGGUCAUAAUGAUUGUAUUCAAAAUUUUAUUACUGAUUGUUUAAAAGGUUAUUUUGAUAAUCCAAAUAUUGAUAUAUUCUAUUCCAUUCCACAAUUAUUUACUAAAGUUUCUGAAUUAAUAAAUGAAUUAUUUGAUCAACCUGAAAAAGUAAUAGAGCGGCUAAUUAUUACAGUGUAUACAGAAAAAUUAGCUCCUUAUGUUCGUGAUCAACUCGAUGCAUAUGUGCGUAAUCCAGAUUUAGAUAAUAUGGAAAAAUAUCUUCAAACUUUAUAUACUUUGAGUAAAAAAGCAACAAAAUUAUCAAAUGAUUUACAAACACAAAAAAUUAGCGAUGAUCCUGCUUUUUUACAUAAACUUAAUCAACAUGUUUUUAAAAGUUAUCUCAAAACUUAUAGCAAAUAUGAAAUUAACUGUUUGGAAGAAAAAUUUCAAGUUCAUCUUGAAAGAGUUGAAUCAACCGGUGGUCAACGAAGAAUUAAACCAACUGGAUUAAGUAUAACUGAUAUAAUUCAACAACGUUUAUUAAAUACAACUGAUCAAGUUGAUGAAUCUCGUUUUUCACCUGAUUUAGCUGCUGCUCUAUUAAAUGAUUGUAAAACAGCAAUGAAUCGAAUAACAACUUUAUCUGAAGGACCAGAAGCUUCAGAAAAUAUUCUUCAAUGUUUCUUGCGUUUACUUAAUGCGUUAGGUACUCAACAUAUUGAAACAGAAUUACAAUAUAGUUUACAAGCUAUACCUGGUCCCGAACCAAAACAAGAACCAGAUAUACGUUUUUUUCAUGCUAUACUUCAAACAAAUAAUAGCAUACAAUUAAUUGAACGUUAUUUUGUUAUGGAUAUUGCUCCAUUACUUUUAGGUACUCAACAACAAGCAAUACUUUUACAAACCAAAGAAAAAGUUUUUGGUCAAUUAGAAGAAUUGAUUAAUAUUGGCGUUGAUAAAGCUCUAUUAUGUAUGAUUGGUUAUGUUCGUAAUAUUCUUAAUGAACAAAAACGAUCAGAUUUUAAACCAGAAAGUGAUCUUUUUAUAUCUGAAUGUUCACCUAUAUGUAAACGAGUAGUACGUUCAAUUGAUAAUCAAAUUGUUCGUCUUGAUCAAACAGUUGAUGGAAAAAAUUUAACAAGUAUUUUAAAUGAAUUUGGUCUUCGUUUCCAUCGUUUAAUAACAGAUCAUGUUUUUAAAUUUGAAUAUAAUAUAUCAGGUGGCUUAAUGAUGUUACAAGAUAUAAGUGAAUAUAAAAAAUGUUCAAAAAAAUUUCGUAGUUCAACUGUUGAACAAUUAUUUUCUAUUUUGCAUGCACUUGUUAAUUUGCUUGUUGUUGUUCCUGAUAAUCUUCGUCAAGUUAUUACAGAAGGACAUCUUGCAUCAUUAACACGAGAUAUAAUUGAAUCAUUUGUACAAUUACGUACAGAUUAUAAAUCAGCUAGAUUACAUGCAAUGAUCACUACUGACCAAUAA
Rotaria sp. Silwood1 is the source of this 3015-nucleotide messenger RNA. The record is from the annotation of a GenBank genome assembly. NCBI's taxonomy places the organism in Eukaryota, Metazoa, Rotifera, Eurotatoria, Philodinida, Philodinidae.